ACUGGGUUUAGAUAUGUAAACGGCUAUACGUCGUUUCCUAUGUUAGUUUGUAGGAGCUGUAUAUUUGAAUGGAUUGAAACCWGUCGACAUUGUCCAGUUUGUAAGACGGAGAUUCAUAAAACAAGACCAAUACUGAAUAUACGACCUGACCGCAUUCUGCAAGACAUAGUCUACAAACUUGCUCCACAAGUAUCAGACUGUCAAAAUGGGCUUUAUAAAGCCGAAAGGAACAGCGAAACAAAGGUUGRAAAUCCAGUCUGCAUUUUGCUGCAAUAUUACGUACAAAAUGCCAAGACAAAACCUGUCUUCCCCUCUCGUUACCUUCGUUGUUCUUCUCAAGUAACGAUAAAAGUGAUCAAAAAGUUCGUUCUCGCAAAAUUUUCCAUUCCUAAAACACAUGUGGCAGAAAUCAUUCGUUGUGGAGAGAUUCUAACAGACCAUCUUACAAUAAAAGAGAUUUCAAGGAUUUAUGGACUUCAAACUACCAUGGCUAACAUCGAUCUUCAGUACGUAUUYAUCAGUAAGGAUGAUACAGAAAAUCAUCUUACAGCAACCAACUCUGCAACAUUUUCUAAUGCUGGAAGAGUUACAGCCAUGAAACAACCACGCAGAGCAUUGCAGCAUCGACAUGCAUUGAAAAAAACAAAUUUAYAAAAAYACAGAAAGGAUCACAUCAACAAAUAAGUACGAAACUAGAGAAACUAGAAGCUUUGUUAUUUCAAGACGGUUCUAGCAAGUCAUUCCUGAACAUGCGAAACUAUUUUGAUCGAUCAUGGAUAAUUAUCUUGUAUUUAUUAAUAUUUAUGGAAAUUACUAUUUAUUCAUACAAAAUACAUUUUAUCAAUUUUCAAGAAAAAUUUUCUAUUCAUUGUAAAUGCCAACWGAUUUUAUCGGAUUUUUAAAAUUUAACAAAAAAAUAGUUUAUGACUGAGUCAUG
Exaiptasia diaphana is the source of this 937-nucleotide messenger RNA. Its product is annotated as polycomb complex protein BMI-1-like. The record is from RefSeq and is a predicted model, not a curated record. Gene Ontology annotation, molecular function: promoter-specific chromatin binding. Bases 40 to 684 code for a protein of 214 amino acids. Gene Ontology annotation, cellular component: PRC1 complex. Gene Ontology annotation, biological process: negative regulation of transcription by RNA polymerase II. Lineage: Eukaryota; Metazoa; Cnidaria; Anthozoa; Actiniaria; Aiptasiidae. The transcript is spliced from 7 exons.